This is a messenger RNA of Ornithorhynchus anatinus (platypus), 896 nucleotides long. RefSeq names its product chromosome 7 C2orf69 homolog (gene C7H2orf69). The transcript is spliced from 2 exons. NCBI's taxonomy places the organism in Eukaryota, Metazoa, Chordata, Mammalia, Monotremata, Ornithorhynchidae. Bases 16 to 873 code for a protein of 285 amino acids. The record is from RefSeq and is a predicted model, not a curated record. Gene Ontology annotation, cellular component: mitochondrion.
GGCGGGCCGGCGGCCAUGUCGGGCCCCUGCGUGCGUCUGGGGGCGGUGUGCGGGGCCCCGGCCGCCCGCACCAACGAGCUGCUGCUCCUGCCCGCGCACCCGCCCCCGCCGCCUCGCUCCCCGCCGCACCACGUCCUCUACUUCCCCGGGGAUGUGCAGAACUACGGCGAGGCGAUGGCGUGCCACCCGGAGAACGUCCAGUGGGAACGCUGGAGCCUGGAGAGCGUGGCGGCCAUCCUGGCGGCCCGCUUCCCCGGCAGCCACGUGUGGGUCGUCAAGUGCUCCCGCAUGCACCUCCACAAGUUCAGCUGCUACGACAACUUCGUCCGCAGCAACACCUUCGGGGCCCCGGACCACAGCCCCGACUUCGGGGCCCUGCGGCACCUCCGCGCCCUGUUGGCCAACGCCUUCGCCCUGGCCCGGGACGCCCUGCGGUCCGGGGACGGGGAGGAGGAGGAGGAGGAGGAGCGUCCGGAGUCGGCGUCCUUCACUCUCGUCGGCUUCAGUAAAGGCUGCGUGGUCCUCAACCAGUUCCUCUUCGAGCUGAAGGGCGCCCGGGCCGACCGCGACCUGGCCGGCUUCCUCCGGACCGUCAGGGCCGUGUACUGGCUGGACGGCGGGCACUCGGGAGGCGGCGACACGUGGGUGACGUGCCCGGAGGCGCUGCGGGAGCUGGCCCGGACGGGGAUCUCGGUGCACGCCCACGUGACGCCCUACCAGGUGCGGGACCCCAUGAGGUCUUGGAUCGGCCGGGAGCACGGCCUGUUCGUGCAGAUCCUGGCCGACCUGGGCGUCGGCGUCGAGAGCCGGCUCCACUUUGCCAAAGAAGCCCCGUCCAUCGAUAACCACUUCAGGGUCCACGAAGUCUUUUGAGGGCACCCCCUCCUUCCCCGCCC